AUGGCAUCAUCUUCAAUAAAUCCAUCAACAUCAUCAGAUAAUAAUAAAUUAAACCAAUUAUCAGAAACUCGUAAUGAAGGUGAAAAAGAUUUACCUUUGUCUUCUUCAAAUGUCGAAGAAAUAAUAGAUGAACCGAGUGUUAACAUCAUCACACGCCGUCCUCAAGAACAAGAUAAUGAAAUUUCAUCAGAUGUGAUUCAAAAAAAAAUUAGUGCACCUUUAAAAGCUGCUUGUAUUAGCAGUACUGUUCUAGCACGUGAUUCAUUAUUUAGAGAAAAAAGAAGUGCUGCAACUUUUGCACGACCAUUUGAAGAAUUUCUGAUCGGACAACCAAAUACAGAUGUGCCGCCUGGGACAUUUACAAAACCUAAUGAGAAUAAAUCUUCAUUUACGAAAAAACCUUCAUAA
This is a messenger RNA of Rotaria sp. Silwood1, 408 nucleotides long. The record is from the annotation of a GenBank genome assembly. Lineage: Eukaryota; Metazoa; Rotifera; Eurotatoria; Philodinida; Philodinidae.